AUAGCAAUAACAUAACCUAAAAUUUGUUGCUUUACUGCUUUACAGACAUUCCAAGGCAACCGAGACCGAGUGUCUGUCCAAACGCAUCCCUUCGAUCCACCAGUCUAUGGACGGUACAUUCGAAUUAUACCUCGUGGCUGGAGGGCACAUAUUUCCAUGAGAUUGGAAUUGUACGGAGGACCAUGGAAUCGUUGUGAUAUGCCCCUCGGUGUGGAAGACGGCCGAGUUCCAGAUCCACUCAUGCGCGCGUCUUCGUUUUACAACUACUACUGUGGACCGUUCAACGCCAGGCUCAACAGGCGACGUUACGGCCGACAGGGAGGGGCCUGGUGUGCAAAGAGGCGAGACCGGCGUCAGUGGCUUCAGAUUGAUUUUGGCGCGCUUACAAAAGUUUGCCGUGUAGCGACUCAAGGAAGACAGAACUCCGCCCAGUGGGUCACUAGUUAUUAUAUAACAUACAGCAGAAACGGAUACAAGUUUAUUCCGUACAGGGAAGGCAGGCGUACCAAGAUAUUCCAAGGCAAUUAUGAUCAGUUCAUCAUCGUACGUCACAGACUAGCAAGGUGUAUCACUGCACGCUACUUCAGAAUCCGUCCUGUCACGUGGUACAGCUGGAUCUCAAUGAGAGUGGAAUUUUACGGUUGUGUUGUUGGACCACGCUGCAACAAGCCCUUAGGAAUGCAAAAUGGCCGCAUCAAAGCAAACCAACUUAGUGCUUCGUCCAGCUGGGACAGAAACCAUGCACCUAACAGAGGCAGGCUUCAUCUGCACCGUGUCGGCGCGAAAAUGGGGGCCUGGUGCGCGCGCCACAACAAUCGUCUACAGUGGUAUCAGGUGAACUUUGGACGCCCUAAAAGGGUGGUGAAGUUCGCUAUUCAAGGACGACAGGACGCCCGUCAAUGGGUGACUCAGUGUUAUUUGUCGUACAGUCAAGAUGGUAUACAUUAUGCGGAAUUUAAAGAAAACAGCAAUCGAAAGGUAAGGGGGGUAAAUUAUUUUUUUCCACGUUACCGAGUGUCUGUCCAAACGCAUCCCUUCGAUCCACCAGUCUAUGGACGGUACAUUCGAAUUAUACCUCGUGGCUGGAGGGCACAUAUUUCCAUGAGAUUGGAAUUGUACGGAGGACCAUGGAAUCGUUGUGAUAUGCCCCUCGGUGUGGAAGACGGCCGAGUUCCAGAUCCACUCAUGCGCGCGUCUUCGUUUUACAACUACUACUGUGGACCGUUCAACGCCAGGCUCAACAGGCGACGUUACGGCCGACAGGGAGGGGCCUGGUGUGCAAAGAGGCGAGACCGGCGUCAGUGGCUUCAGAUUGAUUUUGGCGCGCUUACAAAAGUUUGCCGUGUAGCGACUCAAGGAAGACAGAACUCCGCCCAGUGGGUCACUAGUUAUUAUAUAACAUACAGCAGAAACGGAUACAAGUUUAUUCCGUACAGGGAAGGCAGGCGUACCAAGAUAUUCCAAGGCAAUUAUGAUCAGUUCAUCAUCGUACGUCACAGACUAGCAAGGUGUAUCACUGCACGCUACUUCAGAAUCCGUCCUGUCACGUGGUACAGCUGGAUCUCAAUGAGAGUGGAAUUUUACGGUUGUGUUGUUGGACCACGCUGCAACAAGCCCUUAGGAAUGCAAAAUGGCCGCAUCAAAGCAAACCAACUUAGUGCUUCGUCCAGCUGGGACAGAAACCAUGCACCUAACAGAGGCAGGCUUCAUCUGCACCGUGUCGGCGCGAAAAUGGGGGCCUGGUGCGCGCGCCACAACAAUCGUCUACAGUGGUAUCAGGUGAACUUUGGACGCCCUAAAAGGGUGGUGAAGUUCGCUAUUCAAGGACGACAGGACGCCCGUCAAUGGGUGACUCAGUGUUAUUUGUCGUACAGUCAAGAUGGUAUACAUUAUGCGGAAUUUAAAGAAAACAGCAAUCGAAAGGUAAGGGGGGUAAAUUAUUUUUUUCCACGUUGAAAUGAAAUACACAGUGCAUAAAUAUCAGAAGAAUUACACAGUCAAGAUAUAAAGUAAACAACGUUUA
Messenger RNA from Orbicella faveolata, 2023 nucleotides. Its product is annotated as EGF-like repeat and discoidin I-like domain-containing protein 3. NCBI's taxonomy places the organism in Eukaryota, Metazoa, Cnidaria, Anthozoa, Scleractinia, Merulinidae. The record is from RefSeq and is a predicted model, not a curated record.